Messenger RNA from Epinephelus moara (kelp grouper), 3225 nucleotides. RefSeq names its product v-maf avian musculoaponeurotic fibrosarcoma oncogene homolog Aa (gene mafaa). Gene Ontology annotation, molecular function: DNA-binding transcription factor activity, RNA polymerase II-specific; RNA polymerase II cis-regulatory region sequence-specific DNA binding. The coding region runs from base 975 to 1910 and encodes 311 amino acids. The transcript has a single exon. Gene Ontology annotation, biological process: regulation of transcription by RNA polymerase II. The record is from RefSeq and is a predicted model, not a curated record. Lineage: Eukaryota; Metazoa; Chordata; Actinopteri; Perciformes; Serranidae. Gene Ontology annotation, cellular component: nucleus.
ACUGCUGGUUGCACCGUGAAGCGCUUAGAAACAAUUUUAGGGCAGUUAGAGAGAAAACCAACUGGAAUUUAUCACCUCUUGCAUAACAUUAGACACAGUCAACACGUAAGGUCAGCGCGCCCCGCUGAGGGGGGACAGGACCGUGGGGACCGAAGCUGUCAGUAAUCUGCCGCUUGUGUAAAGUAUUUGGACUGACCACAACAACAGGGACCAGACUCUCCUGUCCCUCAAAGUAGGACCUGCAACUUCAGACUCACCUCAGGUGCAAAUUAACUUUGAAAACUUCUGCACGUGUCAUUCCAUUUUGGAUUCCCGGGACUUUUUGGCACACCUUUACGCACGCCUGCGCUGCGCACUGUGACUGUCACACACUGUCUGAUCUGAUUGUGUGAGAAACUUUUAAUCCGGGCCAUGCUGCAGUGACUUCAGCACACAGCCUGGGACUUCAUGAUCAAGUUGUAAACAGCAGCAGGCGAAGAAGGAUGCUUGGAAAAUAUUUAUAACACAGCGAGCGGAGGAGACGAAGUCUGUUCUUGUUACUUGAUCGAGCAGAACCGAGGACAGUAAAUCACAGGGAGGCAAGUGGGCUGCAGAGGUGAAGCGAGGACAAGACAGGUUGGUGUCUCCAAAUUCACCGGGCUCCUGUUUCAGCCGCCCCGGGGGCUCCUGGUAUUAAAGCGUGCAUUUGACCUGGGAUAAGUUGUCAACAAGAGCAGCGAGCGGAGGCAAACUGGCAGGUGUACAAGUUCAUUUACAUGCAUACGUAUAUUCACGCCACUAUAUAUAGAAGUUGUCUUAGGGGCGAGCAGCCUUAAUAAGUUUCUCCACCCACCCGCCGGCCCUGCAGCAGCUCUGUGCACCGGGCGUGUGCGCGUGUCUAUAUAUACACCAUACAGGCUCUUCGCAAUCUGUAUCCGAGAGGGCUGCCCGCCGUCGGUUUGGCUGUGAGGACAGGAGUCGUCGCAUGGACUGACAUGGCCACCGACCUCGCCAUGAGCGCAGAGCUGCCAAACAGCCCUCUGGCAAUCGAGUACGUCAACGACUUUGACCUUAUGAAGUUUGAGGUGAAGAAGGAGCCACCGGAGGCCGACCGCUACUGCCACCGCCUCCCGUCGGGCUCUCUGUCCUCCACCCCGAUCAGCACACCCUGCUCCUCCGUGCCUUCCUCGCCGAGCUUCUGCGCUCCGAGUCCGGGCGCGCAGCCCAACCAGAGCCUCACCAGCGGGGUCAACAGCAGCGGCAGCAGCAACAACAGCAGCGGCAACAACAAUCACAGCAACGCGGGCAAGCCUCAGCUGGAGGACCUGUACUGGAUCCCCAGUUACCAGCACCACAUCAACCCCGAGGCGCUCAACCUGACCCCGGAGGACGCGGUGGAGGCCCUCAUCGGUAACGCGCACCACCAUCACCACCACCACCAGGCCUACGAGGGCUUCCGCGGGCAGCAGUACGUCGGGGAGGACCUGUCCGCGGCCUCGGCGGCGCACCAUCACCAGGGCCAUCACCACCACCAUCACCACCACCACGGCCACCACGCCCGCCUGGAAGACCGCUUCUCGGACGAGCAGCUGGUCAGCAUGACGGUGCGGGAGCUGAACCGGCAGCUGCGGGGCUUCAGCAAGGAGGAGGUGAUCCGCCUGAAGCAGAAGAGACGCACCCUAAAGAACCGGGGCUACGCGCAGUCCUGCCGCUUCAAACGCGUCCAACAGAGGCACAUGCUGGAGACCGAGAAGUGCACCCUGCAGACCCAAGUGGAGCAGCUGAAGCAGGACGUGGUGCGCCUUGCCAAGGAGAGGGAUCUUUACAAGGAGAAGUAUGAGAAGCUGGCCAGCCGGACCUACUCUGCCGGUGGACCCGCGAACACGAGAGAUCCGUCCGGGAAACAGGCCAACAACGAGUUCUUCAUGUGAGAGACUGAUGAUUUGUAGCAUAGACUCUGAAUUACAACCCCACCUUAACACCCUUGUUACAUUAAUUUAUAUUUUUCUGCGUUUGUAUUUUGUUUACAGUUAUUCCCUCGAGAAAGACUUAAAAACAAAUACGUACUAGCCGCGCACAAACGUAAUCCGUGUGUGCAUUUUGAGUCUUAACGAUGUUUUGGCAAAACUUCUGUACGCUCACUACAACCUGUCAGGUGAGCACAUGGGAUCACUUAGCGUGUAGACUUUUCUCUGGUGCAACAGAACUGGUCAGAUGUCUUAUUGAACCAAUCACACCACAUAUAACAUGACUGUCUUAAUAAUUCAGAGUGAGGGAUGUUUUUUUUUUUUCUUUUUUUGUGUUUUGUCUUAAAACUGGGGGAAAGAAUGUUUUUUAAAAGAGACAGAUUGGACUGAAAUAGAAGCAGAAAAAGCAAUACACCGCCUCUCCUCUGGCUCCAGAAAACUCAACAGACUGUUUGUGUGAAAGCGAGGCGGUCUGUGAUGCAGAGAAGAGACCUUUCAAUAUUGCAAGUCUAUAGUUUCCCAUCCCUAUUUGCAACCCUGCAUGCAGGACAUGUAUGGUAACCUCCAGUCAUCUCCCAGAAUCCUUCCACAUGUAUGGAAAGCAUGGCCCAUGGUUCUCUCCUCCUCUAACGCUUCUCCUCUUCCUCCUCCUCCCUUCUCCUCUGCCAUCAGUAAGGCCUGGGUAUGCAAAAAGCCACACAAAUGUUCCCCCCCAUGACCCCCCGAGAGGUGCAAGGACUGCGGACAAAAAUGCAAAACAAUCUGCUACUGCGUAAAAAUGGAUGCGUCUUUAACUGCUAUUUUCAAUCAAUUUUUCUAUUGUUUUAAAAAAGAAAAGAAAAACGACAAAAAGAGAUUAACUGAGCCAGAUUUUAGACUGUAUUUAUUUCCACCUGUACAUAAUGUGUAGAGAAAAAAAAACAGUUAACUGUGUUAUUUUACCUUUUUCUCUUUUUAAAGAAAACUGCUUUUGUUGCUUGGAUUAUUCGAAAUGUCUUAAUACAAAUGUUUGUAUGUUACAGCAUGCAAAUCGUCUAUGGUAUCCUCCUCCUCCUGAACAUGUGUAAUGUCAAAGGCAAGCCUAUACUGCACUAAGAAGAGAUCAAACUGGACAAACGUUUUGUUUUCUACCGAUAGGACCUUUGAUCUGUUACUCUCUAAAAACCUGGAUGUAAAUUUGAUGAGGUGAAAGCUUCAUUUAUUAGAUGGACAAGGACUGCAUUCGCUGCUAAAACUCUAUGCACCAACCUGAUGAUUAAAAAGACUUAGUUUCAUGGUU